This is a messenger RNA of Lycium barbarum (goji berry), 659 nucleotides long. Its product is annotated as cysteine-rich and transmembrane domain-containing protein WIH2-like. Gene Ontology annotation, cellular component: plasma membrane. The record is from RefSeq and is a predicted model, not a curated record. Lineage: Eukaryota; Viridiplantae; Streptophyta; Magnoliopsida; Solanales; Solanaceae. The transcript is spliced from 3 exons. The coding region runs from base 113 to 373 and encodes 86 amino acids.
UAUCCCCUCUUCACUGUACACCAUUCAUCAUCUUUGUUUUUUGCCGAAGGUAAAACCUCCACUUUGACACAACUCUCUCUUAGAUCCACCCCCAAGGAAUAAUUCAAUUAGUAUGAGUUACUACAAUCAGCAACAACCCCCUGUUGGUGUCCCACCACCACAAGGAUAUCCACCAGAAGGUUACCCAAAGGACGCAUAUCCACCAGCAGGGUACCCCCAGCAGGGUUAUCCUCCUCAAGGGUACCCACCCCAGUAUGCUCCUCAGUACGGUGCUCCACCCCCUCAACAACAACAACAAUCUGGUGGCACUGGCUUCAUGGAAGGAUGUUUGGCUGCUCUGUGCUGUUGCUGUCUCUUGGAUGCAUGCUUUUGAUGAUGGCUAUGUGCUGUAAAUGACUUGUGCAAGUGUUGCUGUCCAAAAUUGAUUCCACCAAUUAUCAUAGACUAGAUUUCUUACUUGUGUUUUGUCCUUGGUGUCCUCUCCUUGAUCUGAAAGUACGACGAUGCACGUUGAUGUGGUGAAGAAUUCAAUGCUUUCAGGUGUCUAUUUGCCAUAUAAUAGGUUAAUGUACAAUGAGAUUCUAUUUUUGUAUGUUUUGGACCUCAAUAUGUGAAGCACGUUGCUUUGGUUAAGAAUUUAAUGUUUCAAGUGUCUAUAA